CCUAACCAUCUCCUAAAAAGUGGUCUGCAAACUUCUAUAGUGAAGUCACUAGACUAGAGUUGGAUUUAUUAUCUUUUUGUAGAAUGAAGUAUAAUGUUUACAGUUUAACCUAAUCAAAAGAUGGGAACAGCACUGAAGCUUGGCCAUGUGUGUCAGUAUGCUAGAUGUACAGGAAGACGAUUACUGAGCUCUACCCAAGGGACAACUGCCCUACCCUAUGAUGUAAUAGUUGUUGGUGGGGGCCAUGCAGGAACAGAAGCAGCAUGUGCAGCAGCUAGAAUGGGAGUGCAGACUUUACUAGUUACACAUAAGUUUGAAACCAUAGGUGAAAUGUCUUGUAACCCAUCAUUUGGAGGAAUAGGUAAAGGUCAUCUGAUGAAGGAAAUAGAUGCCUUGGAUGGAGUUUGUGCCAGGAUCUGUGAUAAAUCAGGAAUACAAUAUAGAAUACUGAACAAAAAGAAGGGACCUGCUGUAUGGGGACCUAGAGCACAGAUAGAUAGAAUGCUAUACAAGAAACAUAUACAAGAAGAGGUGAAGAGUACAGCAAACCUUGCUAUAGAAGUAUCACCAGUUGAAGAUCUCAUUUUGAAAACAACAACACAUCCUAGUCAUGAUCUAAUGAAGCAGGAAUGUUGUGGUGUAAAGCUUGGUGAUGGUAAAGAAAUAUAUGGCAAAACUGUAAUUCUAACAGCUGGCACAUUUUUGAGAGGCAGUAUAAAUAUUGGUUUAGAUGUCAUCCCAGCUGGCCGACUAGGAGAUCAGCCUGCCAUUGGUCUGGCUAAAAGUAUUGAAAAUGCAGGAUUUACAAUGGGUAGACUUAAAACAGGUACACCACCAAGACUAGAUGGUAAGACAAUUGAUUUCUCCAAAACAGAAAUAAAGUAUGGCGAUGAUCCUCCAGAACCAUUCUCCUUUAUUAAUGAUCAAGUAUGGAUAAAGGCUAGCGAUCAGGUGAUAUGUCACAUGACAAGAACCAAUGAAAAAGUAGAUAAAAUAUGUAUGGAGACUUUACAUCUAAACAGACAUGUACACGAGGAAGUAAAUGGUCCAAGGUUUUGUCCAUCAUUAGAAUCUAAGGUAUUGAGAUUUAAAGGAAGAACCCAUCAAAUAUGGCUGGAACCAGAAGGUUUAAGCAGUGAUGUUAUAUACCCUAAUGGUAUAUCAUGUACCAUGCCGGAGGAACAUCAGGUCAGACUUGUACAGAGUAUUGUAGGACUGGAAAAUACUCAAAUUGUCAAACCAGGUUAUGGAGUAGAGUAUGAUUACAUGGAUCCACGACAGUUACGACCUACUUUAGAAACAUUACGCAUACAGAAUAUGUAUUUUGCUGGUCAGAUCAAUGGUACAACAGGUUAUGAGGAAGCUGCUGCUCAGGGAUUAAUAGCUGGGAUAAAUGCUGCUUUAAAAGUACAAAACAAACCUCCCAUGAUUGUGGACAGGACUGAGGGAUAUAUUGGAGUAUUGAUAGACGAUCUGACUACCCAGGGUACCAAUGAACCAUAUAGAAUGUUUACAAGUCGAUCAGAAUUCAGACUGGCUCUAAGACCUGAUAAUGCUGAUAGGAGGCUUACAGAAAAAGGUUAUAAAGCUGGUUGUGUAAGCCACUAUAGAUAUAACAGAUCUAAACAUCUAGAACGAGAACUGGUGGAGAAUGUAGAAUUAUUAAAAUCUAUUGUCAAACCAGUUACAAAAUGGAGAAUAAUCCUGAAAAGAGAAAACAACAGUAAUGUUAACCUGAGAAGUGCAUUUGAUUUGUUGUUAAAUCAGUAUACCAUGGCAGACUUUGUUGAACAUUGUCCGGAGGAGUUUGGUCACCUUGAGAAUAACAAAUAUCUACAAAGGAAACUUGAGAUUGAAGCUAAAUAUGCUAAUGAGAUGGAAUCACAAAUGGAAGAAAUAAAUGAAGUCAGAAAAGAUGAACAGCUUGUAUUACCAGAUAGUUUAGACUAUAUGAGCAUGAAUGACAUAUCAACUGAUGCUAGAGUGAAAUUAACUGAAGUGAGACCUCUAACUAUAGCAGCAGCCAGUCGUAUCCCUGGAAUGACUCCAGCAGCCCUUGUACAGCUACUAAAAUAUGUCAAGAUGAUGCAGACUUCCAACUUAUUAAACAGAUAAUAGAACUUGAUACUGACAACUUUUUGUAGCAAUCAAGUCUACUUUCAUUUUGUUUCAUGGUUUAUUUAAAGACAAUUUUAUGAUAUAAACUGUCAAUAUAUUGCAAAUAAAAUUAUUUUAAUGCAA
This is a messenger RNA of Mytilus californianus (California mussel), 2241 nucleotides long. Its product is annotated as protein MTO1 homolog, mitochondrial-like. Gene Ontology annotation, biological process: tRNA methylation; tRNA wobble uridine modification. Lineage: Eukaryota; Metazoa; Mollusca; Bivalvia; Mytilida; Mytilidae. Gene Ontology annotation, cellular component: cytosol. Gene Ontology annotation, molecular function: flavin adenine dinucleotide binding. The coding region runs from base 121 to 2115 and encodes 664 amino acids. The record is from RefSeq and is a predicted model, not a curated record. The transcript has 17 exons.